Molecule: messenger RNA, 2837 nt
Organism: Amblyraja radiata (thorny skate)
Lineage: Eukaryota; Metazoa; Chordata; Chondrichthyes; Rajiformes; Rajidae
Gene: ctps1b
Product: CTP synthase 1b
Exons: 20
Coding region: 72-2054 (660 amino acids)
Biological process (GO): CTP biosynthetic process; pyrimidine nucleobase biosynthetic process
Cellular component (GO): cytoophidium; cytoplasm
Molecular function (GO): CTP synthase activity; identical protein binding
Source: RefSeq, a predicted model, not a curated record
CAGCCCGCCCGGGCCCGGGGCCGCCGCUGCCGCCGCGUGCUACUGUUGCUACUACAGUGUGGGUGCAGCCGAUGCGCCGCUCGCUGCCGCUGCUGCAGCUGCUCAGUAGCCCGGCCCUCGGCACCAUCGCCCCGGCCUGUUGCAGCACCCGUCCCCUCUGCACCACCACCCGUGCCCUCUGCACCAGCGCCCCGGCCCGUUGUAUCACCGCCCCGGCCCGCAGCCUGCGGAGCGGUUCCAGAGGACCAAUGAAGUACAUUUUGGUGACGGGCGGGGUGAUCUCGGGCAUCGGCAAAGGCAUUAUUGCCAGCAGCAUCGGCACCAUCCUGAAGUCCUGUGGCCUCCGUGUGACUGCGAUCAAGAUCGACCCCUAUAUCAACAUCGAUGCGGGCACAUUCUCACCCUACGAACAUGGUGAGGUGUUCGUGUUGGACGACGGAGGGGAGGUGGACCUGGACCUGGGAAACUACGAGCGUUUCCUUGACAUCCGCCUGACCCGCGACAACAACAUCACCACCGGGAAGAUCUAUCAGUGGGUCAUCAACAAGGAACGCAAAGGGGACUACCUGGGCAAGACGGUGCAAGUGGUCCCACACAUCACGGAUGCGAUCCAGGAGUGGGUGUUACGCCAAGCCCGUAUCCCCGUCGACAGCGAUGGGGUGGAGCCCGAAGUCUGCGUUAUCGAGCUGGGCGGAACUGUGGGUGACAUCGAGAGCAUGCCUUUCAUUGAAGCAUUUCGCCAGUUCCAGUUUAAAGUUAAACGAGAGAACUUCUGCAAUAUUCACGUCAGUUUGGUGCCGCUGGUUCCUGGCAGUGCCUCUCUGAAACAGCCAAGUACCACCGGAGAGCAGAAGACCAAACCAACGCAGAAUAGCGUUCGAGAACUUCGUGGCCUCGGCUUGUCGCCAGACUUGAUUGUGUGCCGGUGUACCACCCCCAUGGAGAAGGCCGUCAAGGAGAAGAUCUCAAUGUUCUGCCACGUGGAACCGGAGCAGGUUAUCUGUGUGUACGACGUUUGUUCCCUUUACCGAGUUCCCCUGUUGCUGGAAGCGGAAGGCGUUGUCGGCUAUUUUAAGGGAAGACUCAAUCUCAAUUAUGAAGCUAAACCAAGAAAGCUUCUCAGCAAGUGGAGGGAAAUGGCAGACAGGUAUGAUCGCACGUUGGAGAUUUGUUCCAUUGCAUUGGUGGGGAAGUACACCAAGCUGUCCGACUCCUACGCCUCUGUGAUCAAGGCUUUGGAACACUCCGCACUAGCCAUUCAUCAGAAGCUGGAGGUGAAGUAUAUCGACUCAGCGGACCUGGAGCUGGCUAGACAGGAGGAAGAUCCGGUGAAAUACCACGAGGCGUGGCAGAACCUGUGCAGUGCCAAUGGAGUUCUGGUGCCUGGAGGUUUCGGUGUUCGUGGGACAGAGGGAAAGAUUCUCGCCAUUGCCUGGGCAAGAAAACAGAAGAAGCCAUUUCUGGGUGUGUGUCUCGGCAUGCAGCUGGCUGUCGUGGAGUUCGCACGGAAUGAGCUGAACUGGUCAGAUGCCAAUUCUACCGAGUUUGAUGCCAACACAAGCUAUCCUGUGGUGAUCGACAUGCCUGAACACAAUCCCGGUGACAUGGGUGGAACCAUGAGGCUUGGCAAACGGACCACCAUACUCAAGGACAAGAACUCCGUCCUCUGGAAGUUGUACAAGGAAUCUGACUCGAUAGAGGAAAGACACAGACACCGAUACGAGGUAAAUCCAGAAAUGAAGAAAAGUUUUGAAGAGAGGGGAUUGCGGUUUGUUGGUCAGGACGUGGAAGGAGAACGUAUGGAGAUUGUCGAGCUGGAUGAUCACCCCUACUUUGUGGGGGUCCAGUACCACCCUGAGUUCACCUCCAGACCCAUGAAGCCAUCGCCACCAUACUUUGGUCUCGCCCUAGCGGCUGCAGGAAGGUUGCAGUGUUACCUGGAGAAGGGCUGCAGGUUGUCCCCCAGGGACACCUACAGUGACCACAGUGGCAGCAGCUCCCCAGAUUCUGAGAUUGUUGACAUGAAGCUGCCGACUAACCUAACACACGUGUAAUAAGCGGUAUCGAUUAUUUGAUCAGAACUCGGACACCUGAUGCCUCGCCUGCAACAUCUUUUUAUUUUUGCAGUAUUAACAUGAUGGUCUAUUGGCUUCAUAUUGUUGGGGGGAGGGGGUGGGGGGGGUCAUUUGUUUAUCUGUGCGCAUAUAUAUAUAUGUGUGUGUGUGUUUUCCUUUUGCUCAUUGUAGAGGUUGAAUCUUUUUUAACGAAUGGGUCUGUAGGCUGCGUCUAUUAUUAAUCCGUCAUUUUCUACUGCUGUGUGGCGUUAGAAACAUGGAACGAGGACUGGAGUUGGAAGAGACCGCUGACUAAAAUACUCCAGUUUAAGAAGGAACUGCGGAUGCUGGAAAAAUCGGAGGUAGACAAAAAUGCUGGAGAAACUCAGCAUCUAUGGAGCGAAGGAAAUAGGUCUCGGGACGAGACUUCUUCUUCAAAAUAUUCCAGUUCCUGGUUAAAUUGUUCAAACUCGUCAGUUUUACUCAGCACUACCUCGGAGGGGAUACGAGCAUCUAUGUAACGCAACGCUCUGUUUUACUUCAGCUGCUUGACCUGUCUCAGGCCAUCUCUCUCGUCUCUCACCCGCGUGACUGGGGUGGAAGCGGGGAAGCCAUGCGAUUGUCCUGUUCGACUCGUGCCAAAAACACUUGGUGUAAACCUACGGGUCAGCCGAUGAAAAGCUAAUUUAUAUUUUACAUACUGGGGUGAAAAUAUUUGAUUUUUGUCUACAAAACGCAAGUAAAGGCCGAUUGCUCAAAGGAGACUUUGGUGCACUUCCAGAG